Aureobasidium subglaciale EXF-2481 is the source of this 417-nucleotide messenger RNA. RefSeq lists its product as uncharacterized. The coding region runs from base 1 to 417 and encodes 138 amino acids. The record is from RefSeq and is a predicted model, not a curated record. The transcript is spliced from 3 exons. NCBI's taxonomy places the organism in Eukaryota, Fungi, Ascomycota, Dothideomycetes, Dothideales, Saccotheciaceae.
AUGAGCACCGACUUCGGACGCAAGGAUCUCUCUGACAAGGUCGAACUCUCUGACAUCCAUUGCCCACGUGCAGCACUGACGAAGGUGAAGGUCGCUGAAGCUGUCACUCCUCAGUCUGCAAAGGGCCCUCUUGACGUCUCCAAGGAGCACGCCACUGGUCACGCCGACCGCGUCGCCAGAGACAUCAAGCCCGAUGACCACAAGUCCGUCAGCCAGUCUGUUCACGACAAGGCCUCUCGCCUGACCAGCUCGGACAAUGCCACCGAUGCCAAGUCCACCACCGACCACAAGUCUGUCACCGACAAGAUCAAGGACGCUGUUCCCGGCCUCCACUCUGACAAGCGCUCUGAUGCUGCUGAGGUUCUUGACCCCAACACCUCGACCACGGCUUCCGAUGUCGUCAACAAGAACCUCUGA